CCAACUCAAGGGAAAAAGGAGGAAGCAAAAAGGAAGAGAGAAGAGGGGAGGGGGAAGGAGAGCAGAGAGGGAAGGAAUUGCUGUGGAUUGGAGCGAUGGGUCCAUUGAAGAAAUCGAAGAAAAUGAAGAAGAAAAAGAAACGGAUGGAUUCAAAGAAGAAAGGCAGUAAAAGCAUCCUCCCAUUGGAACCCAAAUCCAUGGAUUCUGAUUGGUGGAAUAGUUUCUGGCUCAAGAACUCCAAUUCAGGGCUAGAAAUACCUGAUGAUGAGGUGGAAGGAUUCAAAUAUUUCUUCAGGGUAUCAAGGAAGACAUUUGACUACAUAUGUUCCCUAGUGAGGCAAGAUCUUGUGUCUCGCCCACCAUCCGGUCUGAUAAAUAUUGAAGGGAGGCUUCUCAGUGUCGAAAAGCAAGUGGCCAUUGCUCUGAGGAGGUUGGCAUCUGGCGAGUCCCAAGUGUCAGUUGGAUGGUCCUUUGGCGUCGGGCAAUCUACUGUCUCUCAGGUGACUUGGAGAUUCAUCGAGUCCAUGGAGGAGCGCGCCAAGCACCAUCUCAAGUGGCCUGAUGCCAACAGAAUGGAGGAAAUCAAGGCCAAGUUUGAAACAACAUUUGGGCUGCCCAACUGUUGCGGUGCCAUUGAUGCCACCCACGUCAUCAUGACCCUCCCGGCUGUAGAAACUUCAGAUGAUUGGUGCGACCAGGAGAGCAAUUACAGCAUGUUUCUACAAGGGAUUGUGGAUGAUGAGAUGAGAUUUCUUGACAUUGUGACUGGGUGGCCUGGGAGCAUGACUGUAUCCCGCCUGCUGAAAUGUUCAGGAUUUUACAAACUUUGUGAAAGCAGAGAACGAUUGAACGGUCAUGUAAAGGUAUUGCCAGAGGGAGCUGAUAUCAGAGAAUUCAUAGUAGGAAACAUCGCCUACCCUCUGCUGUCAUGGCUCAUUACCCCCUACGAUGGUCAUGGUCUUUCACCAUCAAUGGUCGGUUUCAAUGCAAAGCACAAGGGUGCGAGGCUGCUUGCAGAAAGGGCGCUAUCUCAAUUGAAGGGCAGUUGGAGAAUCCUCCACAAGGUUAUGUGGAGACCAGACAAGCGGAAAUUGCCUAGCAUUAUCUUGGUUUGUUGUCUGCUGCACAAUAUCAUCAUAGACGGUGGAGAUACAUUGCAUGCAGGUGUUCCGUUACCACAUCACCAUGAUGCUGGCUAUGAAGAACAAAGCUGUCAGCAAGCUGACUCGGAGGGUCUGACCAUGAGAGAAAACCUGUCGAAACAUUUAAAACGUCGUGAAUAGCCUCCUUGAAAUGAUCAGUGGUCAAACAUGCAGGCAGUAAAAUGAACCGAAACCCAAGUCAUUGCAGUCUCCAACUCUUCUUUUGAUCAAGCUAUGGCAUUUCAGUGCCUGCGGCGGAAGUCACACCAUCCAAAGCAGAUGAGUGUUUUAGUUUUUUUUCCUUAAUGUUGUAUGUGGGGAAGUCUAAACAUGAUUACUUGUCGGUGUCAGAAUCUAAUGUGGCAAUGAUGCCGUCAUGGGUUCAAAGCCAGCUUAGCUUUA
Molecule: messenger RNA, 1544 nt
Organism: Magnolia sinica
Lineage: Eukaryota; Viridiplantae; Streptophyta; Magnoliopsida; Magnoliales; Magnoliaceae
Product: protein ANTAGONIST OF LIKE HETEROCHROMATIN PROTEIN 1
Exons: 2
Coding region: 96-1283 (395 amino acids)
Cellular component (GO): ESC/E(Z) complex; PRC1 complex
Molecular function (GO): chromatin binding
Source: RefSeq, a predicted model, not a curated record